This is a messenger RNA of Hippocampus zosterae (dwarf seahorse), 2079 nucleotides long. It is a transcript of the gene hs3st3b1a, whose product is annotated as heparan sulfate (glucosamine) 3-O-sulfotransferase 3B1a. Gene Ontology annotation, molecular function: [heparan sulfate]-glucosamine 3-sulfotransferase activity. The transcript is spliced from 2 exons. The coding region runs from base 199 to 1239 and encodes 346 amino acids. Lineage: Eukaryota; Metazoa; Chordata; Actinopteri; Syngnathiformes; Syngnathidae. The record is from RefSeq and is a predicted model, not a curated record.
AGCCGGAAGCGCGCGCGCGAGCGAAUCACGUCCGAGUCCGCGAUCGCUCGUGGCUCGGGCGCGUGCGUUUGGGCGCGCGCGCUCGCGAGCUCAGACGGCAAGUGAGGCGCGCUGGUCGCGCGUCGACGGUCCCGUUUGGGAGGAAAGUUGGGCGCACUUUUGCCAAGAUGCCCGCCGCUUGGACGCCGACUCGCUUCUAUGGAAUCUAGUCCGGCUCUCCACGUUGCGCCAACAGCCCAGGCCAAGAACAAAUUGUUGGUCGUGUGCAUCAUGUUGUCCCUGUGGCUCUACGUCAUCUACUGCUGCUCGGGAUCCGGCGCCGGUGCGCCCGGGCUCGGCUACGAGCGCGGAGGAGCGAACGCGGACGCCCGGCGCGGCGGCGGCGGCUCCCGGGACUUGCUCCGUAACGAGGCGGACGACGACGCGGACGCGCGCCGGGCGUCGUCUUCCUUCAACGAGUCCGAGAGUCAAAAGCUGCCGCGGGCCAUCAUCAUCGGCGUGAAGAAAGGGGGGACGCGCGCGCUGCUCGAGUUCCUGCGGCUGCACCCGGACGUGCGCGCGGCGGGGGCAGAGCCGCACUUCUUCGACCGCAACUACCACAAGGGCCUGGACUGGUACAGGGAACUGAUGCCAAAGUCCUCCGAGGGUCAGCUGACCAUCGAGAAGACGCCCAGCUACUACGUCACCGAGGAGGUCCCCGCCCGGAUCCACGCCAUGUCGAAAGACACCAAGCUGAUGGUGGUGGUCCGAGACCCGGUCACCCGAGCCGUGUCGGACUACGCGCAGACGCGUUCCAAGAAGCCCGACAUUGCGUCUUUCGAAAGCCUGACCUUCAAGAACGCGUCGGCGGGCGGCAUCGACGCGGCCUGGAGCGCCGUUCGCAUCGGCAUGUACGCCAAGCACCUGGAGCGUUGGCUCCGAUACUUCCGCGCGGAGCAAAUGCUGUUCGUCAGCGGCGAGCGGCUGAUCUCCGACCCCGCCGGGGAGCUGGCGCGGGUCCAGGACUUUCUGGGGCUCAGGAGAGAGAUCACCGAGAAGCACUUCCACUUUAACCCGGCGAAGGGCUUCCCUUGCCUCAAGCGGGCGCAGAGCGACGGCAAACCGCACUGCCUGGGCAAAACCAAGGGCCGAACCCACCCCGACAUCGACCCCCGGGUGGUGCGGAGCCUACGGGAGUUCUACAAGCCCUUGAACAGACAGUUCUACCAGAUGACGGGUCACGACUUUGGCUGGGACUGAAAUCUGCGAGUGCAUCUCCGUCUUCUUUAUACAAUUGUCUCAUCCAAAGCUGUCGAGUGGAUUUGCCAGCGAUGCGCACAGUUCACAAGUCGAUUCUAUCAGAAUUUAUUGCUAUGAUCUGAAAUUGCCACGCCUUGUAACCGGGUUUACGCCCGAUCAGGGAUUCUCACACCGGAAUGGGGUCCGGGGGUCUGGUGUCAAAAUUUAGAUGACAUGCCCCCCCAGCCACAACUUCAAAGGUGAAAUACAGGCAAUGGAUUGCUGGGUCCGUCGCCAAAACGCUCCUCAACAGCUGCCGGUCCUUACGUCAAAUUGGCCAUCUGGCUCGCUGGAGCAAAUCUAUCGCCCUACAUGAAGAUGAGUCCAGCACGUUUUGACUCGUAACAAUCCUGCCAAAGGUGAAUGCUUCAAAAAAAAAUCAAGUUCAAGAGGUAUAGAAAAAUGAGGCUUCAAAAUGGUGAAAAGCCAAGCGCUUCGCUAUCAAAUUCCACCACUUCAACCUUGAAAAACCGAUUCUUCACUUCACUUUUCGCUCACCACAAGCAUAUCAGGCUUUCAUCAUCAUCGUGAAAAUAAGAAUAUUUUGUAAUACUUAUCCAUAAUUGUUUAUGAAUGAAGGGUUCGGUUGAGCAUAAGUUGGAAAUUUUCCAUACACGAGUUACAACACCUGGCGAAAUCCGUAUGUUGUUGUAGCUUGAACUUACUUAGCUUAAAAAAAUAAAUAAAUAAAUAAAGGAAUUGUCUCCAAAUCCGGAUCUGCUAGAAAAUAAAGUCAAGACACGGUUUUAAAAUCGACGUCAAAAACACAUUCAGGGAGACAUCAAGCCACCUGUGAUGCAA